Mangifera indica (mango) is the source of this 2358-nucleotide messenger RNA. RefSeq names its product pentatricopeptide repeat-containing protein At5g16420, mitochondrial. The record is from RefSeq and is a predicted model, not a curated record. Gene Ontology annotation, molecular function: protein binding. The transcript has a single exon. NCBI's taxonomy places the organism in Eukaryota, Viridiplantae, Streptophyta, Magnoliopsida, Sapindales, Anacardiaceae. Bases 125 to 1702 code for a protein of 525 amino acids.
GAGAGACAGAAGGAAAAUUUAGUUCUCUUUUUGCCUUUGCAUUGAUUGUCGAUAAUUACCCCUCCUGUUAAAAAACGUUACCCGAGAAAGAACCAGCCACUCCUCCUCAAAAAUCGGCGUUGAGAUGUUGCGUCACCGCCCCUUCAAUAUCACAGUCACCUCCCUCCUUCAUUCCAGGAGGACCACUGGUUGUUCGUUUUCCACCGUGACACCACCAAUCAAACCCUGGCCUCAACGCCUCCACCCCAAACGCUUAGUCUCCAUGAUCUCCCGACAACAGAAUCUCGAUCUUGCGCUACAAAUAUUCGUCUACGCCGGCAAAUUCCACCCCAAUUUUUUCCAUACCUACGAUACCUACCACUCAAUCAUAUACAAACUCUGUCGUGCUCGUGCCUUUGACGCCGUCGAGUCUCUCCUAUCAGAGCUACAACAAAAUCCACAAAUCAAAUGCGGUGAAAAUUUAUUCAUCGAUGUUAUACGUAGUUACGGACUAGCUUCCCGUCCGGAAUUAGCCGUAAAAACAUUCUUACGCAUCGAAAAGUUUGAGGUCCAGCGUUCGGUGAGGUCGUUAAAUACAUUGUUAAACGCUUUAGUGCAAAACAAGCGAUACGAUUUGGUUCAUUUAAUGUUCAAGAAUUCUAAGAACAAGUUUAACGUUGUUCCCAAUGUGUUUACUUGUAACAUUCUGAUUAAAGCGCUUUGUAAGAAAAAUAACGUUGAGGGCGCGAUUAAGGUUUUAGAUGAAAUGCCCUCGAUGGGUAUGGUACCUAAUGUGGUGACGUAUACCACAAUUUUAGGUGGUUUUGUUUGGAGAGGUGAUCUUGAUGGUGCUAGGAGAGUUUUUGGUGAGAUUUUGGAUCGUGGGUGGGUACCUGAUGCGACUACGUAUACCGUUUUAAUGGAUGGAUAUAUUAAGCAUGGGCGAUUAAUUGAUGCUGUUAAGGUAAUGGAUGAUAUGGAAGAUAAUGGUAUUGAGCCUAAUGAUGUUACUUAUGGAGUUAUGAUUGAAGGUCUCUGUAAGGGAAAAAAAUCCGGUGAAGCACUUAACUUGCUUGAUGAUAUGCUUGAGAGAAAGUAUGUACCGAGUUCGUCCCUCUGUUGUAAGGUAAUUGAUUUGUUGUGUGAGGAGGGGAAGGUUGAAGAUGCUUGCGAUUUGUGGAGAAGGCUUUUAAAGAAGAAUUGUAUGCCGGAUAAUGCCAUUUCAAGUAGUCUUAUUCACUGGCUUUGUAAAGAUGGGAAAAUUUCUGAGGCCAAGAAGUUAUUUGAUGAGUUUGAAAGAGGUUCGAUUCCGAGUUUGUUAACGUAUAAUACGCUGAUUGCAGGAUUGUGUGAGAGUGGUGAAUUGACUGAGGCGGGAAGGCUGUGGGAUGACAUGGUGGAGAAAGGGCACGAGCCAAAUGCAUUUACUUACAACAUGCUGAUAAAAGGGUUUUGCAAGAUCGGUAAUGCAAAGGAGGGGAUUAGGAUUUUAGAAGAAAUGUUGGAUAAAAAAUGCUUACCUAAUAAGUCGACUUUUUCUUUAUUGAUUGAGGGUCUUUUUGAGUCAGAGAAGGAAGGAGAGGUUAGUAAGGUUCUCUCAAUGGCAAUGGCUAGUGGAGGUCUUGACUGUGAUUCCUGGGACUUUUUCUUGACUAGGAUAAUUGGUACUCUGGAUAACGGGUCUUAUACUUUGGAUAGAUUAUUGGUGGAGAAUGCUUCUUAAACAUAUGGAGAAAGCCGGAACCUGCCUUCACCCUGCCCCCAAUUUCUGCAUUUGGGGAACUGACUUUCAAAGAAAGACUUCUAAGAAGAUUUAGAUUUGAUUAUUUACUGAGCCUUUAGAUCCAAAUUCUGUGAAGUAAUUAAGUGCAGACUUGUAUAGUGUGGACAUAUGAAUGACUUGAUCAAUAAACCAAGAAGAGAAGAGAUAAUGGUGGUAGACUGGUAGUUCACCAUAGCUUGGCAGAGACGUAUUUAGAAGCUACCAAAUCAUUUUCAAAGCCGGGAGAUUCUGUUGGAGGUAUAUUAUUGCAGACACAUAGCACACGUUUACGCUGACCAUGGAGAGUGGAUUGACUGCAGCAUAUUGUUCAUUAGAUUUUCUUAUGCCUUUGCUCACCAACAGGAAAACGCGUCUUUUUUCUUCCUCAAUUAAAUUUUUUCUAUUUUUGUUUAGUGGGAACAGGUACGAUUGUUCUUAAUGCAUUUGUUUAAAUCGUUGUUAUGAUAAUAACCAAAAAAGAGCAGAGGACACAACUUUUUUACGAUUUUGGUGUUGGUUUCAGGGAACCGGACGGAAAGUAAACACUGUACUUGAUGCGUUUGUCCAUAUCAGACUGUUUCUUUUUGCAAUUUUAAACGUACCGCAUUACCAGGAAA